CGUCUCGUGGCCCCAUAGGGAGCUCCACCGAAAGCCCACUCCGUAGCCAUUUUGGCUCAAGCUGCCUCGCCCCCCCGCGCGUUUUCGUGCGGGGCCUGUGCGAUGAUGGUUACGGGGUGCCGCCCGUCCUCGUGGAGGCCGCCCACUUCGACUCGAGCGUCGGACACCGCUGCUGUCGGCGCCCCUUCGGCGAGGCGCCUCGCCCGCCGCAGGCGCCGUGAUGCCUGCGAGGCGUGGCUGCGGUCGCGCGCGGGGGCAGCCGCAUCUGGCUCCUGGCAGGACAGGGAGCAGGCCGCGCGGCCUGCGCUGGUCGCAGCAGCCGCCCAGCGGCGCGUCCCAGGCAGGGCGCGCCGGCGGUGCAACGCUUCCCUCCACGCGCGGCGCGUGCCUCCUCGCGGGUUCUGCCGCGCCUCAGAGGCCGAGCUGGCGUGGGCGGCAGCAGGGGAGCGCCUCGGGCAGCAGGACCGCGGUACCGCUCCGGCUGUCCCGAGGUUGGCGUCGCCGCUGCUGAAGUCGGAUGCCCUAUCUUUCGUUCCUGGGCAUGGGCCGCCUUGGAUAUACACUUGCGGUGCCACGGUCUUCUCGCCCCCCUCGGUGGCGGAGUACGUGGCGGACGUCGUGCAGCCCCAAGUCGCGGAGUCCCAGGAGCCCCCGUCCGAGGAGUCGCCGCGCGCGCCUCCAACUCUUUCUCCGCUCUCUCCGCCAUCUUCGCCUUCGUUGAUGGGUGGUGAGGAGGUCCUGGAGUGCGAGGUGGAAGAGAACAUUAACAUUCCUGGCCCGUCGUCGCUGCACGACGAGGCGGACCUCCAGGGCUCGGACGAGGCCAGCGUCUCCCCGCUGCUCACGGCGCAGCCCGUGGAGUGCGAGGCGGCGCCGCCUACGGGGGAGGGCUCUGCCAGCAGCCGACCUGUCAGCGACGGUUCGGCCCGCGUUUCAGCGCUCUUGCAUUCACUAGCGACGGCCUUGAUGGGCGUCAGUUCAGCACCUCCGCCACGUCUGGAUGAGCGGCCGCUGCUCCGCCACGAGACGAGGGAGGAGGAGCCAGGCACGUCUCGUGAGGCUCCCGCCCCAGCUUUCGGGCCUGCCUCCACCCUGGACCAGCGGUUCUGCGAGAUGGAGGUAGGCAUCGAGGUGGCGACGGCGGGCUUCGACGUGGAGCAGCGGCGCAUCUGGCGAGACGGAGUUGCCGGCCUUGCAGGUGGCCCGCCCGAGGCAACCCUCGCCCUCUCGCGCGACGCUCUCCUUAGCGUGCUGGCGCGACUCUAUGUGCGUGAGGAGGGCAUGACCCUCGUCGACGCCCUGAGCCUCACGCGCGACGCGACAUCGAGCACAGGCAUCAUGUUCUCACCCUGAUCGUUGGGAUGAUUCGCAGUUACACGAACCGUAUGCGCGGUGGCAGUGAGUUCUCCUUGUGCGAGCAGGUUCGAGACGAGGUAGAGAUUUGACGUCGGCAUAUUCGGCAACAUGCUGCUGGCAGUGCCGUCGCGGGACGUGGCGCUUCUCGUCUGCGGCGCGCCCUUUGGGGGUCUGUGCCGUUCGCGAGAGCUCUAGUGGAAGCAGCUGGAAGCAAGGGCUUCUAUACCCAGGUCGACUAGAGCACUCUGCAGGUCUCUGUGACAUUUUGCUGUUACGGUAUCCAGUCUUGCUUCAUCGCUUGUGCAUUGUCAUUGCCACGCCAUGACACGUUGUGUUGGACGUGUUUUACAAUAUUGCGCCGGCGCGUCGGUUAGCUCAUAUUGCUCGGCGUUCACACGUUGGCUUGAAGGCUUGGUAACGUCGCCCAUUGCGGGCAGUGUGUUUUCAGCGGUGUUCGAUUUCAUUCGUGCUGGAUUGUUCGUUUCCCGGUUGAUCGGGUGCGCUUAUCGGCGCUGGACGCGGCAUGUCUCUUCGAUUCGGUCGAUCGGGUGCGCUUAUCGGGCUGGAGCAGUGCGCGCCCAGUUGGUCGGUCAGCGCUUGCGGGCUUCUCAGUCGCAGUGGUCACCUCGGCUGAGCCAUGUGCAGUCGGGUUGUCUCUCUUCUCGCGCUUGCGCGUCAGCCGUGGCAGCCGUGGCAAGGGGUUGCUGCGGGCAGGGCGUUUCUUUACCUCGCGCUCGCCCUUGCCCUGAGGCUGACGCCUUCCGCUCGCUCGGGGCCACAACGGCUCGGGCCAGGCCGCUGCGGCCGCCAGAACCCAGAGCUCGUGCGAGCCUGGCUACACAGCAAUACCCCUCUCAAUCUAAUGCUCCAUCAUGGUAGCCCGUCGCCUGGCUGUGCAUGUCACUACCCGUGGGAUCACCGCUGGAAUUCGAGCUCUCUUCUCGCCCUUUCUCCCUCAUCCUCCCCUGGCCUCCCUCUGUCUGCUGCUCCUCCUCCGCCUCCGCCCGCCCGGCCACAGGUGCCAGGCCCGCGGGCCGAACACAGGUGCCGAGCACAGGUCUCGUCUCUCCCCUCUCUCUCGCCUCUCCUCCCCUCG
Prorocentrum cordatum is the source of this 2452-nucleotide messenger RNA. NCBI's taxonomy places the organism in Eukaryota, Dinophyceae, Prorocentrales, Prorocentraceae. The record is from the annotation of a GenBank genome assembly.